Messenger RNA from Pyrgilauda ruficollis (rufous-necked snowfinch), 2819 nucleotides. It is a transcript of the gene PAX7, whose product is annotated as paired box 7. Bases 122 to 1630 code for a protein of 502 amino acids. Gene Ontology annotation, molecular function: RNA polymerase II cis-regulatory region sequence-specific DNA binding; DNA-binding transcription factor activity, RNA polymerase II-specific. Lineage: Eukaryota; Metazoa; Chordata; Aves; Passeriformes; Passeridae. Gene Ontology annotation, biological process: regulation of transcription by RNA polymerase II; anatomical structure development. The transcript has 10 exons. The record is from RefSeq and is a predicted model, not a curated record.
UUCUGCCGCUGGAAGGGCUGGGAAGGUCGGAGGAGGCGGCCCCGCAGCCCCCCGGUUGUGCCCGGUGUCCCCCCCAGCCCCGGUUCGCAGCGGAGCCCCUCGGCCGCCGCCGCCCCCCGACAUGGCAGCGCUGCCCGGGACGGUGCCGCGGAUGAUGCGCCCGGCGCCGGGGCAGAACUACCCCCGCACCGGCUUCCCGCUGGAAGUGUCCACCCCGCUGGGCCAGGGCAGGGUGAACCAGCUCGGAGGGGUUUUCAUCAACGGGCGCCCGCUGCCCAACCACAUCCGCCACAAGAUCGUGGAGAUGGCGCACCACGGCAUCCGGCCCUGCGUGAUCUCCCGGCAGCUGCGCGUCUCCCACGGCUGCGUCUCCAAAAUCCUCUGCCGCUACCAGGAGACCGGAUCCAUCCGGCCCGGGGCCAUCGGCGGCAGCAAGCCCAGGCAGGUCGCGACUCCCGACGUGGAGAAGAAAAUCGAGGAAUACAAGCGGGAGAACCCCGGGAUGUUCAGCUGGGAGAUCCGGGACCGGCUGCUCAAGGACGGCCACUGCGACCGCAGCACGGUGCCCUCAGGUUUAGUGAGUUCGAUUAGCCGCGUGCUCCGCAUCAAAUUCGGCAAGAAGGAGGAGGACGAGGACUGCGACAAGAAGGAGGAGGACGGCGACAAGAAGGCCAAGCACAGCAUCGACGGCAUCCUGGGCGACAAAGGGAACCGCCUGGACGAGGGCUCGGACGUGGAGUCGGAGCCGGACCUGCCGCUGAAGCGGAAGCAGCGCCGCAGCCGCACCACGUUCACGGCGGAGCAGCUGGAGGAGCUGGAGAAGGCCUUCGAGAGGACCCACUACCCCGACAUCUACACCCGCGAGGAGCUGGCCCAGCGCACCAAGCUCACCGAGGCCCGCGUGCAGGUGUGGUUCAGUAACCGGCGGGCGCGCUGGCGCAAGCAGGCGGGAGCCAACCAGCUGGCGGCCUUCAACCACCUGCUGCCGGGGGGCUUCCCACCCACGGGAAUGCCGGCACUGCCCCCGUACCAGCUGCCAGACUCCUCCUACCCCAGCACCACCAUCUCCCAAGACGGCGGCAGCACCGUGCACCGGCCGCAGCCGCUGCCGCCCUCCACCAUGCACCAGGGCGGCCUGGCCGCCGCCGCCGACUCCAGCUCAGCCUACGGCGCCCGGCACAGCUUCUCCAGCUACUCCGAGAGCUUCAUGAACGCCACAGCCCCCGCCAACCACAUGAACCCCGUCAGCAACGGCCUGUCCCCGCAGGUGAUGAGCAUCCUGAGCAACCCCAGCGGGGUCCCGCCGCAGCCCCAGGCCGAUUUCUCCAUCUCUCCCCUCCACGGCGGCCUGGACAGCACCAACUCCAUCUCGGCCAGCUGCAGCCAGCGCAGCGACUCCAUCAAGUCCGUGGAGAGCCUCCCGACCUCGCAGUCCUACUGUCCCCCCACCUACAGCACCACCAGCUACAGCGUGGACCCCGUGGCCGGCUACCAGUACGGCCAGUACGGGCAGACUGCCGUGGAUUACCUGGCCAAGAACGUCAGCCUGUCCACGCAGCGCCGCAUGAAGCUGGGCGAGCACUCGGCCGUGCUGGGGCUGCUGCCGGUCGAGACGGGCCAGGCCUACUGAGACCCCCUCGCCAGGGACCUCUGGAGACCCCCGCCGGCUCCCAGGGAUCCUCCCUGCCCCGUUCCACCCCAGCUGCCGAGGAGAUGGGAGACGGGGGAGCUCUCCCAGGAUCCGGCUGCUCCAGAGCAUUCCAGAGGCAAGUCCGGCCUCUGGGGCCUGACUCCUCCUGUGGCCAGAGACAAUGGGCUGGGUGCAUUUAUCAACCCCAGUCCAGCCCUCCCUCCAAAGCCCCUGGCCACAGCAUUCCCCACACUCCAGGACUUCCCAUUCCUAGGUAGCUGGCAUAGUCAAAGCCAAAUGAGCGCUUUGGGGUUUUGUUUUUUUUCUUUCUAAAGGGAAAAAAAGAGAAAUGUUUCAUUUUGUUUCCUUUUCUUUCCGUUGCUGUAAAUUUGGUGAAUGUUGUAUAGGAAGGUAUAACCCAGCUGAGCAUUAAGGGUGAUGUAAACCGGGACCACGGAAGACCUAUGGACCAAAAAUAAGGACUUGUUUAAAAAACAAACAAACAAACUGCAAAGGCAAAUGAAAGCAGAAAAACAUUCAAGGGACAGCAAAUUUCCCCAGCCCAGCCUACCCUCCCUUCUCACCGUUGGCUUCCCAAAGCAGGGCCGGACGGGCCAGAUCGCUGCUAAGCAGGGCUGGGGUGGAAUUCCAGCCAGUCUGGGACCUUUGGGAAACGUGAACAGCUGCAGGAGGAGCGGAGAGGAAGGGCACGGGUGACACUCACUGCUCCUCUGAGGGACAAUCCGGACACGAGUGUCACCGCCAGGACACAGCAGCAGAGCGGCGGCAGCGGGGACAGCGCUGGCCUGGCACGAGGAGGGGCUGCAGACACACCCCAGGGACACGGGGCAGGGAUACUGGUGGCCCUGCUGCCCCUGAGCUGACCACGGGAGCAAAGACAAGAGGGCAGGGCCAGGAACUCACUGAGCAGAGCCAGGUCCUGCCAUGGGAGUCACCUGGAAGGGAACGGAGCUGAGCCUGGAGGUGCUGCCCUGCCCAGGACGUGGAGCCAGGACAGAGGAGCUGAGGGGUUUUUGUAGCAGCCAGGACAGGAAGGGGCUCCAGCUGCCCCUCUCCACACUGCAGGGAUGAGAUUCGUCUUCCUGAGACAUUCCCUGUUCUCACUGCUGGGAGAAAGCUUUGCUCCAUCCAUCCCUCCAUCCAUCCAUCCAUCCAUCCAUCCAUCCAU